AUGGGCGACUGGAAUUUCCUUGGAGGGAUUUUGGAGGAAGUUCAUAUCCACUCCACCAUUGUUGGGAAAAUAUGGCUGACAAUCCUUUUCAUAUUCCGCAUGCUUGUGCUUGGAGUGGCUGCUGAAGACGUAUGGAAUGAUGAGCAGUCAGAGUUCAUCUGCAACACUGAGCAGCCUGGCUGCAGAAACGUCUGUUACGACAAGGCCUUUCCAAUCUCUCUCAUACGUUACUGGGUUUUGCAGGUCAUCUUCGUGUCUUCGCCAUCCCUAGUGUACAUGGGCCAUGCCCUAUACAGGCUCAGGGCACUGGAGAAAGAAAGGCAGAAGAAGAAAGUAGAGCUGAAGGGUGAACUGGAAGAGACCGAGACCAUGCUGGAAGACAGGCGUAGGUUGGAGCGAGAGUUAAGGCAGUUGGAGCGUAGAAAAUUAAACAAAGCCCCGCUUAGGGGCUCUCUGCUGCGCACUUACGUCUUGCACAUUCUCACCAGGUCUGUGGUGGAGGUUGGAUUUAUGAUGGGUCAGUUUUUGCUCUAUGGACUUGAGCUGGACCCUCUGUACAAGUGCAAACGGCUGCCCUGCCCUAACAUUGUGGACUGCUUUGUGUCCAGACCCACCGAGAAGUCCGUCUUCAUGCUCUUCAUGUUGUGCAUCUCAGCAGUUUCCCUCUUUCUAAACAUCCUGGAGAUCAUUCAUCUGGGCUGCAAGAAGACGGGCUUGGGGCUUUUUGGAUAUUAUCCCAAACUGAAAGAGGAGGUGGGUGAUAUCUUCAUCCCCAAGUCACAGAAAAACUCGAGUGCUCAGCGAAUCUCUGUCUCGGCCGUGGAACACACACACACCGCGGUCCCCAGUGCUCCAGUGAGUUACAGCUUGUUGCUGGAGAAACCAGCGGAAGCUACAAUGUAUCCGAUAUUUACACCCCCCGAGUUCAAACCCAUCCUGAAUGAUCAGAAACAAAGUUACAAAGAAGCGCAACAUCAGCCUCAAAAUAAUGCAGACUCGAGCACAGCGUUAAACUGCACAGAAGGACCCAAAAAGUCCAGCGGAUCAGAAGUUCCCAGCCAAAAGGGCGAGGAAUGCAACGAGCCCUCAAACGCCGCUUGCCUGCCCGCCCCGAGCCCGCACUCAGCCAGCCAGAGCGAGCUGUCCACCGCCGGGACCUUACACCCGGCUCUCCACGGCGCCCCGUUCCCCGCCGCCAGCGCCGGCCGCCGGCUCCGCCGGGUCAGCGCCACCUUGGGCUGCGCCGCCGACUCUGAGGCCGCUCACAGGGCGAGGGGCGGCUUCGGCGUGAGCAGGUCCCGGACAGCUUCGAAAGGCGACCUCAAAAGGCCCAGCAGACCCGACACUCCCGAGUCAAUCUGUGAGUCGAGCUCCGAGUCGAAGCACAGCGGAGACGGCGGCAGUCCGCAGCAGGCCCUCUCUCCCUCCCGGAGAAUGUCAUUGGCAAGUAACGGCAGCUGCAGGCGUGCUCCCACCGACCUCCAGAUAUGAGCAUCACUGUACUUCAGCUUUUAACCGUUAUGAAAAAACAGAGUCAGUAACCAAAGGCUUUAGAAACUACUGAAAAUUUUAUACUUGAACUGGAAAGAUUAUCACAUUCUCUCCAACCCACUGGGAACACUGCAGGCCCUGUACUUAAAAUGCUGAGAAUAGACAGAUCUU
Molecule: messenger RNA, 1662 nt
Organism: Hemiscyllium ocellatum (epaulette shark)
Lineage: Eukaryota; Metazoa; Chordata; Chondrichthyes; Orectolobiformes; Hemiscylliidae
Gene: gja9a
Product: gap junction protein alpha 9a
Exons: 2
Coding region: 1-1491 (496 amino acids)
Biological process (GO): cell communication
Cellular component (GO): connexin complex
Source: RefSeq, a predicted model, not a curated record